Messenger RNA from Trichosporon asahii var. asahii CBS 2479, 1476 nucleotides. RefSeq lists its product as uncharacterized. The transcript is spliced from 5 exons. Gene Ontology annotation, cellular component: mRNA cleavage and polyadenylation specificity factor complex. The record is from RefSeq and is a predicted model, not a curated record. NCBI's taxonomy places the organism in Eukaryota, Fungi, Basidiomycota, Tremellomycetes, Trichosporonales, Trichosporonaceae. Bases 1 to 1476 code for a protein of 491 amino acids. Gene Ontology annotation, molecular function: RNA binding.
AUGGCUGCUUCUCUGGCGGCUUAUGGCAUUGAUCCAAGCACAGCUGUCAAAGAGGAGACUUUAGUCGAGGAUGCAGCCGAAGAAGGCGACUCUGACUCGGAUUCCGACUCAGACGACGAAGUCAGCUUUGUCAUGAACGCCGGUCGCGGUCUCGAUCUCCGACAUGGCGCGAAGCAACAAUCGCAUGUCAUUGGAAUCGGCAAAUGGGCCCAUACGGCAACGUCAUCCGCUCCUCCGGCAGCCAGCCCUGCACCCUUGACUGGCACGCCUUCAAAAGAUGCGCUCACUGAUUACACACCCGCUGCUCGUCCAGGCGUAGCCACUUCUCAGCCUGCACCUGCUGCAGCUGUUCCUCCUUCCGCUGCAGUAACCGACGUCAAGUCUGUACCUCAGGCGGGCAACGGACCACCGCCUACCACUCCGUUACCGCACUCAAAUUUGGCAGUGCAGACCGCGCCCGCCAAUGGCCCCCACAUCAACCCUACAAACCCGACGGGGAUCAUCCCUUCUACUGGUACAUCAGUGUACGAUGUGGAUGUUGCGCAGUUCGAGGGUAGUGGGCAGAUGUGGCGCCGUCCCGGGAGUGACAUAUCGGACUGGUUCAACUACGGAUUCGACGAGGUCACAUACCCUAAGUUCCUCAAGUAUCGACAGGACAUGGAGCAGGGGAGGGCAGCUUUGAUGGGAAACAUGAAUCAGAUGACCCCGGAAGUCGCGCAGCUGCUCCACUUGCCCAUGGGACAGAUGAACAACAUGCAGCAACUGCAGAUGCAGCAGCAGAUGCAGCAAAUGAUGGCCAUGCAAGGCAUGGACCAGGCGAUGUUCAUGCAAAUGCAGCAGAUGCAGAACAUGCAGAAUCAAGCGCAGGGAGGCGGACAGAUAGAUGGAAAUGGCCAGCCGCAUGGCGAGCAAGAGGAAGGAUCGAUCCCUCAGGAAAUCGAAGCUGUCCCUCCUUCGGGACCGCGAGGGGCACCUGCGAGUCGCGGAGGCGCCGCCAUCCGUGGUCGCGUUCCCACUGGCCCGCGCGUCCCUGCUCCGCGAGGACCUAAGAACAGGUUCCGAGACAAAGACCGCGUCACUGACUCCGCUGCCGGCUCUCUUGAUUACGGAGCGGAGGGCGGUUCUGUACCGCAUAGCCGCGAGGCCAGUCAUUCCCGGUCACCCUCGCCGUACGAGAGGUAUGAGCGCCGCGAGCGGAGCCGGAGUCCUUCGAGGUCAAGGGACAGAUCGAGGGAGCGUGAGCGGGACCGAGACUGGGAACGUGAUAGGGAGAGGGAACGGGACCGCGACCGCGAGCGUGAACGCGAUCGAGACCGCGACCGUGACAGUCGAUCAUCGAGGCGAAACCGUCAUGCUGACGGCGAGGAAGGCGAGUACCAGAGCCACGACGACGAGCGCUCUUCCAGGAGAAAGAGGAGCAGAAGUGUCGAAGAAGAGCGUCCUCGGAGAAGCACUAGGGCUAGACGUGAGCGAUAG